AUGGCCCAGCAUAUCAUUCUUGGGCUUGGGAUUAUGCACGAGUGCCAGGCAAGACCUGGUUUGACUACGGCAAACAAACUAGUAUCAGCAAAACAUGACCAACUACCGCUCCUGGAUGUUUUCAUCAUCAAGCUCUUUUCCGCCCCAUGCAAGUUCGCUGAGUCCUCGAUACCUACCGGUCCAAACGCGACGUCAGCUUCUGAAUGUUUGUUCUCGCCUCCUCAAGAUUCUGUCACUUCUCAGAGUCUCCGUACGAUCGUGCCCGAUGUGCGGAAAGAGCUAGUCAGCAUCGCUGCAUUGAUGUUGGGGUUUCUCAGCAAGGUGUCGUCUGUGAUGAUGGUCGACGACGCUCUUCGGCUACUUCCAGAGAAGAUGAGUCUGCUAGAUUCUUUGGAUUCGUGGCUAGCCAAAAUUGGUCUCAGUCAGACGAUGAUCAGAUCUCAAGGCCCCAUCUCAUUAUCUUUCAUGUCUUUCUUCCACCAGGUACUUAAAAUCAUACUUUUGGGAGCUCUUGACUCCUCACCAAGUAUUUGUGCUCAGUUACGCACGGAGAAUACCCGACUGCUGGAUAUCGCAAACGAUGUGGCGGAGAGGACAAAGUCUUUUGAAAAGCAUGCUGGAGCAAGAAGUCGACAAGAUAGUGGCUCUCUAAGACGAGGUCAGCUUUAG
Molecule: messenger RNA, 669 nt
Organism: Exophiala mesophila
Lineage: Eukaryota; Fungi; Ascomycota; Eurotiomycetes; Chaetothyriales; Herpotrichiellaceae
Exons: 1
Coding region: 1-669 (222 amino acids)
Source: RefSeq, a predicted model, not a curated record